AUGGAAUCACUUGACCCUCCCCCUUAUUACGGCGACUUCCAAGAACGUGGUAGGAAGUUACAGAAGUGGAUCGACAACCCGUCAGAGGCUGAAUGCCCUAUUCAACCUAGCACUCUGACAUAUGCCCAAUUGGCUGACUGGAUCCCGAUUAACGAGAGGCAUUUUGAGAUCGGCGAGAUCAUCAACUCCAUGUGUGCAGUGAAUGGUCAAGAGGGGGUUGAACCAGGUCCCUGGACGGUGCACAAUUACGACCAUGAUGCAUAUACGCCGGGUGGUACGGCCACGGGCAAUCACAACACUUGGGAGUCGCAUGUUGCACCCGGUAUUGCUUUCCUUGCGCUAACGUUUAGAGACACAGGCCCCCACGCUUCGCAAAUUGUUCAGGCCUGCUAUGAGAGGGUACACCCUAUCUCCACCCUCAAUCAUGUCGUUGUAUCCGACAUUAUAAACGACCAUACGCUGGACUUCAUCAGAUAUAUUCUUUUCCCAGGGAUACCGGCUUUGCUUGCUGGUGUACCCAAAACUUUUGCUUACGGUACUGCAGAAUAUGAAGCUCUUCUUGGAACAAGGUGUGGCUUAAUGGUGGGAUAUCUACUUCUCGGGGCAUAUGAGCGAGGAACUCGUCGAAUUUCUCGAAUCACGGUCGAUAUUCCACAAGCAGCGGGCGUCUACUUGCAGUUCGAUAUUGAGGAUAUCAACCCUGUCUCUUCACCAUCAACCAGGGGGAGCAAACGCCGCAGGGGGGAGAGCGAUGAAGAUGGUGAGUACGAAGAAGGACCAAAGAAACGGCGCCGAUCUCCAAAGACUCCCCCGCCGCCUUACGAUGGUCCGGCAAGACGUACAAGGCAAGCAGUUGGCGCGGUCGAGUACACGAUUACACCUAAGGGACAGCCUAGAAAGCUCUCACAGUAG
Molecule: messenger RNA, 912 nt
Organism: Penicillium cataractarum
Lineage: Eukaryota; Fungi; Ascomycota; Eurotiomycetes; Eurotiales; Aspergillaceae
Exons: 1
Coding region: 1-912 (303 amino acids)
Source: RefSeq, a predicted model, not a curated record